CGUUCCUCUUGGUCAUCUCACCUCUCAUCUCUUUUUCUCUCAUUCCUCAUCCCUCUUGCCCACUUACGCUCUCCUUUUUAUUUUAUUUAUUUUUGUGAAGAGAACUUAAAACGAACAAGGAUGUCCUCUCCUUCAUCUUCAUUUCCCUUGAGAGUUCAGAUGUUGACAUCCAGGAACCGGGCAGGAGUGGCCCAACUGAUAUUAGACGCACAUAUGCGGUCUGUUCCCGCCCUGUUCAAUUUUCUUCGGCUUCGUCCUAUAAUCUUGAUCCUCUGGACAGCCAUUUCGACUGCGAUUUUGAAAUAUCGUCGGACUCAGCUCCUAGAUAUCCUUGAAGUGCUCACAAUCUUUGCUGGCUCUAUCAUCCUCGCACAGGGAAUCUUGUUCCUUUCACUGUUGUACGACGCCACAUCACAAGCACCUGGACCUGAAGUAAUGGGCAAACUGAACCUGUUUGAGGACCAAGACCAAACUCAGGAACAGGAACAGGAACAGGAACAAGAACAGGAACAGGGACAUGGACAGCAGCAGCAGCAAAAACAUAAGAAAGAAUUAAAUUUAUCAGAGUAUACUAAGGAGGAUGAUUAUUUUGAAGUAUCUACUUCAGAUGUGAAUGUCCGGACUGUCCAGAGGCGAUCUACAUCUAGAAUAUCCUCUUCAGCCGCCACUACAGCAGCAUCCGUGCCAGUUGCAGCGAUCAAUGAUGUACGCAAGGACAACAAGUUUUGGGUACUGCAGAAAAAUGAGGAGGCCAUUGGAUGCAUUGGUGCCCUGGUGGAUAUAUCCCAUCGUGAGGCUCAGUUAGUCUGUUGGGUUGUUCAAGAAAAUUAUCAACGCAAGGGUUGUGGUGCCCUACUCCUCAAGGCUGCAAUGGAGCAAUUGACAGAUAGCUAUAAUAGAAUUGAGAACAGCAAUAGCAGAAAGAACAAGAUCAAGACAGUCAAGGUCGUGUUACAAGCAUUCCAGGUUCCCGCUCUGAGAUUGUUCCACAGAUUUGGCUUCCGUCAAAUUGGUCGCACUCCUGAAUGGAUGGGAGAGAGAGUGGUUCUGGAAUUGAGUAUUGAGGAAUGGAGCCAGAAUCAGAAGAAAUAGUCUUUAGAUAGCUGAAGCUUUAUUAUACAAAAGUCAUUUAUACAAGAGAAAA
This is a messenger RNA of Lobosporangium transversale, 1144 nucleotides long. RefSeq lists its product as hypothetical. The record is from RefSeq and is a predicted model, not a curated record. Gene Ontology annotation, molecular function: N-acetyltransferase activity. The transcript has a single exon. Lineage: Eukaryota; Fungi; Mortierellomycota; Mortierellomycetes; Mortierellales; Mortierellaceae. Bases 121 to 1092 code for a protein of 323 amino acids.